This is a messenger RNA of Diversispora eburnea, 171 nucleotides long. The record is from the annotation of a GenBank genome assembly. Lineage: Eukaryota; Fungi; Glomeromycota; Glomeromycetes; Diversisporales; Diversisporaceae.
AUGCCUGUUCAUACAGUUGAAACUAUUUUACUGAGUGUUAUUUCAAUGUUAUCAUCUCCAAAUGACGAAUCACCAGCAAACAUUGAGGCAGCGAAAGAAUGGAGAGAUAAAUAUCCCCAAUUUAAGAAACGAGUACAAGGUAUAGUUCGACGAUCAGCUGAUGCACUAUAG